ACUGUGACAUCACUCCAGUUGUUUGGAGAAGCCGGAAGUGAAUUCAGGAAAAUUACAACAAACGGAGCGGGGGACAGUUAGUGAUCCACACGAAGAGCUUGGCAAAGACUGGACUGAAAACUACUGGCGUCUAAUCGUCACACUUCCUCAAGAAGCAGCAGCCGAACCGGAUUGUAAUGUCCAGCAUGGAAAAGAAUUUGUUUAACCUCAAGUUUGCAGCCAAAGAGCUUCAGCGGAGUUCCAAGAAAUGCGACAAAGAAGAGAAAGCAGAGAAGGCCAAGGUCAAGAAGGCGGUCCAGAAGGGCAAUAUGGAGGUUGCCCGGAUACAUGCAGAAAACGCCAUUCGCCAGAAGAACCAAUCAGUGAACUUCCUCAGAAUGAGUGCAAGAGUGGAUGCGGUGGCUGCGCGAGUACAGACAGCAGUCACCAUGAACCAGGUCACCAAAUCUAUGGCUGGGGUGGUGAAGGGCAUGGAUGCAACCCUGAAGAGCAUGAACCUUGAGAAGAUUUCAGCUCUAAUGGAAAAGUUUGAGCGUCAGUUUGAAACUCUGGACGUACAGACGGCUCAGAUGGAGGACACAAUGAGCAGCACCACAACACUCACUACACCACAGGGUCAAGUCGAUGCUCUGAUGAUGGAAAUGGCGGAUGAGGCUGGGCUGGACCUCAAUAUGGAGCUUCCUCAAGGUCAGACAGGAUCAGUGGGAACCAGCGUAGCAUCAGCAGAACAGGACGAGCUCUCUCAGAGACUGGCCAAACUCAGAGACCAGGUUUAAGGAGAACCGGGUGUGUGUAUGUGUGUGUGAAAGAGAGAGACUCUGUAUAUGCAAGUUUGUAAGAAACAUAUCCCCUGUUUACUGACCCCCUGGAAAUAUUGGCCUCAUUGCUUAUUUGUGUUUAGUUUUCUUUGUCUGCAGUUGAGGAUGGGUGUGCAGCUUUCAUUAUCCACAAUAACACAAAAUUACAAAUAUUACGUGGUAACGCUGCUGGCAUCAGGUUAGUUCUGGGGUCCUGCUCUGAACUCAGUAAUAAUUGAAUUAAAGAUUAUUAUACAUUUCUUUGUAAUAGUGCUCUUUUUAUUUGUGUUCAUGUUUUAAUACCAGCUUGUCUUUCAAAUACGUUUUAUGCCAGUGUAGCUAUGAACCUACACCAGCGUUGAUAUCAGACAAAUGUUGAGUAAAAUUGUGAUGUCUGUUUCUUCCUGCUGCACACAUGGUUUGCCUCUGCUUCGAUGGAUUGUGGGAAUUUGGGUAACUUAAAAUGCAUGUGAUCAAGAUGAUGAUUUGAAUAAAGUCUCAUCAUUUUGUCCAAAGCAGUAAAUUCCCCAGUUUAUCAGAUUAUUUAUGUCUUGUGUCUUUAGAGGAACUGAUCUUUAUGUUCAUUUAUUUUAUUUUGGUUUAUCCAAAAAGUGUAAAAAAAAAAAAAAGCUUUUGGCAAUGUAUGGCUCGAUCAGCUGGCUCAAAUGAGAACAUAUGUUUGCGUGUAUAUAAAUAAAAAUUUUGCAAAUUC
This is a messenger RNA of Onychostoma macrolepis, 1509 nucleotides long. It is a transcript of the gene chmp1b, whose product is annotated as charged multivesicular body protein 1B. The transcript is spliced from 8 exons. Gene Ontology annotation, biological process: protein transport; late endosome to vacuole transport; endosome transport via multivesicular body sorting pathway. The record is from RefSeq and is a predicted model, not a curated record. Gene Ontology annotation, cellular component: ESCRT III complex; multivesicular body. Bases 177 to 776 code for a protein of 199 amino acids. Lineage: Eukaryota; Metazoa; Chordata; Actinopteri; Cypriniformes; Cyprinidae.